AUGUCUUCAGUAAUAUUACAUUGGAUGAUCAUUGUCUCUGUUUUCGCUUCGGAAAUGAAGGAAUCGUAUGGCCAGGAUCCUGAUAAUAUCGUGCAAGCCGCCUGUGCUGCCAUACCUACAGGAGGAUUUGUAUCUGUCAUUCGAAAGCAGUGUGGAGGGUCCAAGACCUGUGCCACAGUAUGUAAGGAGGCGGGUGCAAGUAUGCGGGCAAUCUAUGGAAAUCAGGGAUCGACAAAACCUACAUGUUUUAACGCAUUCCACUUCUACUAUAAUGCCCGGUACCUUCACCCUAAAAAGAUAGGAAAGGCACGCUUGGCAAUGUACAAAUAUGGAUCCGCUGGAUGCCAUGCAACAUACUGUGGUCCUAAUUUUUGUUGCUGUAGAGCUUAA
Saccostrea echinata is the source of this 390-nucleotide messenger RNA. RefSeq lists its product as uncharacterized. The coding region runs from base 1 to 390 and encodes 129 amino acids. Lineage: Eukaryota; Metazoa; Mollusca; Bivalvia; Ostreida; Ostreidae. The record is from RefSeq and is a predicted model, not a curated record. The transcript is spliced from 3 exons.